Molecule: messenger RNA, 6152 nt
Organism: Chiloscyllium plagiosum (whitespotted bambooshark)
Lineage: Eukaryota; Metazoa; Chordata; Chondrichthyes; Orectolobiformes; Hemiscylliidae
Source: RefSeq, a predicted model, not a curated record
UGCAGAGACGGUUUUACUGUAAUGAUAGUGCCCAAGGAUGGUGCAAGCAACAUGGUGGGCAUCUCGCCUUUGUCAAGGAUAAUGCAACAGACAUAUUUCUGAGAGACCACAUUACAGAUAAUACAACUACAUGGAUUGGUCUGGCUUAUUUGAUACAUAGUUUGAUUCCUAAAUCCAAUAAUCCAGCUCUCACUUGGUUAGAUGGAUCUUGCCUAGCCUACAAAAACUGGCUUGUACAGCCAUCCUCUUUUCCAGAGGAUUGUACCUAUAUUCGCAAGGCAAGUGGAUACCUGAAUUGGCUCAUGACCAACUGCAGCAGCAUGUUUUCCUUCAUCUGUGAAUUUGACUCCAAGAUGCCACCUAUCUAUUCCGUUUUCCACAUCAUCCCCCCAUUGGAAUGGCAGUUCAAUCCAAACCCAGAAAAAUUCUCAUGUACAGUUUAUACAGGAGAUGGAAAAAUGUCCUACUUUUACCAUCAACAACAGUCAUUUACAAUGGCACACCUGUACAACGCUUUAGGUAUUUAUUCCAUCUCCAUUGAAUGUAAAAACAGCAAAGACGUUUGGGCAAUUGGCAAAUCCAAAAUUGUGUUGGAGCCAGUUAAUAAACCUAAUGGCUUACAGUGUUACAGUCCCAGUCUACUGGACACAAUUCAUAACUGUGCAGUUCAGUAUGGUGACACAUUGUGGAUUCAGACAGAAAAAGAGAACGGUUUCAACUUGGCUUAUACUAUAUCAAUUGGAAAUACCACUCUUCACACAUCUACUCUGAUACCAGGAGUUAUUGUUAUAGACGGGUCUUCGCAGUCCCUUAUUGGACCAGGUCAACACAAUGUGACUGUUUAUGCACGAAAUAGCUCCAUAGAGAUAUCUCAAAAUUUAACAAUUCUUCUACUUCUCAAGAUCAGUGGUUUGAAGGCUGAGUUGGAACCACAUGCCCUGAAACUGGGCAACAAUAUCACCAUAAAGGUCUCUGUAUCUCAGGGUUCACCAAUAAGUUUGCAAUUUGACUUUAUCGAUUCUUACAAUAUUUUGUCUUAUACAGCGAAGAGUUUUAAUGGUCAGCUUCCAGUUUAUACAUUUCCGAUGCAGAAGGAAGGUACAUUUCUUGUGAUGGUAACUGCUACAAAUAUCUUAUCUACCGAGCAGCUUAUUGUUGGCCAUGUCAUGGUUACAAAUGAUUUCUCUAAAAGGAGCACUGCGAUUAGGAAAAGAGCCUUGCCCAAUAACAUUAAAAUUUGCACAACAAGAUGUUCACGGCAAGGAUCAGAUGCAACAAAACGUUUGCUGAAGACACUUCCAAACUCUGAAGACCUUUUUAGUAAUACUCCCAACCUUGAGCAGGUGAUUGAGGACAACUUGCAGAAAUUUUCUGGGAUAGCAAUAAAUGCAUCCUCCCUGCAGGGAGUAGAGACUGCGAAUACUUAUCUUGAUGUGAUCACCUCACACCCUGACAAACUGACUGUUAGAUCACAGGAAGAAGCUAAUAAUGCACUCCUGAACCUGAGUGACAAGUUGCAGAAUCUUCCUACUGUAAGACCGAGUGAUGAACUGUGGAAGCUAUAUGGAGCAAAAACUGGUCUUAAUGCAGUUAACAAUCUUCUAAGUGCUUCAAUGACAACAAAUAGUUUUGAUGUGGAGGAAGAAAAGAUGGCAAAUAUGUUUGAUGUUCUCCUAACAUCUAUGGAUAAAAUAUUUUCAUCCCUUGAGAGUCAAAUUCAGGAAGAUGACCCUCCAACUGUUUUCCAGGCAUCAUCCUUCAGCAUGGCAUUAAAAAGGUACGGUUCAAAGAACUUAAAAGGAAGCAGGAUUGAUACCUUAGAGACAAAUUCAUUUAGUUGCAUUUUCCCAGAUUCUAUUGAUCUGCAGAGUAUUUCAGAUAAACCAAUUCAGUUAAGGAUGGUCAAUUUUAGAGACAGUCCUCUCACACGGAAAAUGCAAAGGAAUGUCAGUGGACCUUUGAGCAAUAUAUCUUUAUCUUCAAAUGGAUCAGAAUUAAAAGUGAUGAAUUUGUUAGACCCCAUUGAGAUUUUACUGCCCAGAUCGAACUCAACCCAACUCUUCCCAGCUACAUAUACCACAGCUAUGAACCUAGUUUUCCAUAGGUUCCAUGUAACUGAUCCAGAAUCAGCCAUUGUGAUCUCUGUAGAAAGCAAUCCAGUUACUUCAACACAACUGUACUUCAAACAUGCUUCCAAGCCCAAUGAGACACUAUAUGAGUUUGAAAAAAGCUUCUUUCCACAGAGCAGCACCAGCGUUGAAGCCUACAGUUGUGUCAUAACACCUGAAAUGUUAAUGGGCAGGAACGGUACUUAUUAUUUAGCAGUCAAGCCUCUCCAACAGUCAGCUGUUCCAGAGGCCAACAUAACUUUCACGAUAAGUACCAUCAGUACUAAAUGCUUAUACUGGGAUGAGAUGCAGCAUCGAUGGUCAACCCAUGGAUGUAAGGUGGGUCCAAAAUCAAAUCUAAACAAAACCCAGUGUCUUUGCAACCAUUUCAGUUUGUUUGCUACCUCUUUACUGGUCAUGCCAAAUACAGUGGAUGUCAUGGAAACUGUCAAGUUAUUCUCUCAAAUCAAAGACAACUCUGUAGUAGUCUCAUUAUUGGCUGCUGUUUUUGGAGUUUAUAUCAUCUUAGUCAUUUGGACUCGAAUGAAAGAUAGACAGGAUUUAAUGAAGGUGAAGAAAACUGUGCUUGCAGAUAAUGAUCCAUUUGCCAAAUACCAUUACUUGGUAAAAGUCUUCACAGGUCAUCGAAGAGGAGCAGGCACUACAUCUAAGGUAGUAAUGAUGCUGUAUGGUUCAGCAGGCCAAAGUGACUCCCAUCACCUGACUGAUCCGAAGAAACCAGUCUUUCAACAAGGGUCAGUGGAUGAGUUUCUCCUUGCUACUCCAUUCCCAUUGGGCAACCUCACCAGCAUUAGACUGUGGCACAAUAAUUCAGGAUCCAGUCCAUCCUGGUACAUCAAUCAUGUAAUCGUACAAGAUCCAGAAACAGGAAAGCAAUGGUACUUUUUCUGCAAUUGCUGGUUAGCUGUUGAUGCUGGACAAUUUGUCCUUGAUAAAACCUUCCAUCUCGCUUCUGAGGCAGAAAUGAAAGAUUUCAGCAAUCUGUUCUUCAUAAAAACAUCUGAAAGUUUCACGGAUCAACAUAUCUGGUUUUCGAUAUUUGCUCGACCCCCAAGGAGCUCCUUCACCAGAGUGCAGCGGGUCUCUUGCUGCUUCUCUCUCCUCUUGUGUACGAUGUUGACCAACAUCAUGUUCUGGGGAACAGCUGAUAAUGGGACUGAACAGGAGGAGCAAUUGGAUGACCACAUUAUCGGUUUGCGAGAGGUAAUCAUUGGAAUUGAAAGUGCCUUGAUCAUUUUUCCUGUGAAUCUCAUAAUCGUGCAGAUUUUUCGAAACACACGUCCCAAAUCAACUGACAUAUCAGCAACGCUAAAUAAGUCAGCUUCUGAUGACCCCUCAGAAUGUCAACGAACCCCUGAGAAUAUAAUGAUGGACAUCAAAAGGAUUGCUAGUUCUUUGCCUGGAAAGCUGAAAGAUGCAAUGCCAACACUAGAAGAUGAUAUCAGAAAUGCAAAUGACAUAAAUAAGUUACUGGUAUUAAUAGCAAACAUUAUUCAGCACUGUAAUGAACAGUCUGAUACUCAGGAGGUUGCUAUUUCAGAUAACGAAAAUGAUUCUUCAGCUACCUGUAGUCCUGAUCAACAAAAUGAAGAUAACAAUUCCAUGGUCAGCAAUCCUGAAGACAAUAAUUCCACCUGCAGCGAUCCUGAGAAAGAAACAGAUCAAAUGAUAAAACACUUCUUAUACUAUGUGAGUCAUCUACUUAACUAUGUGGAAACUGAACUGCAAGAAAUGGAACUAAAGACAUUUCAGAAUCCUUACACUCAGAUACAUGCUACAGAUCAAGUGCAGAAGAUAAUACAGUUCAUCAAAGCAGCAAUUAACUCUGCAGAUGCUAACCACAUUACUAAGAGAAGUAAGAAAACAAGCCCUGUUUCGAAAGGUCUCCCUUGGUGGUUCAUUUAUAUUGGCUGGCUCCUGGUGUUUGUCACAAGUAGUGUCUCGGCAUUCUUUACCAUGCUGUAUAGUUUUGAUUAUGGCAAAGAGAAGUCCAUCCAAUGGCUCAAAUCCAUGAUUGUCAGCUUCGUCGAAAGUGUUUUCAUCAUACAGCCAUUAAAGGUUUUAUUUGUUGCUGCCUUCAUUGCUCUUAUUGUCAAAAAGGUUGAGAGAAAUGAAAAUGAGGAAAACUACAAUGAAAACUUGCUUUCUACUAUCAAUGAGGAUCUCAAUGUGGUAACUCCCAACUAUACAAAAAGGUCAGAUGCUGGUAUUUACAAGCCACCGUCAGUGAAACAUGUGGAGAAAAUGAAAGCACAGCACCUCAAAGAAAAGAAAAUGUAUGAUUUUAUUAAAGAUAUAUUUGCUCACGUGGGAUUUCUGGUUGUGUUGGCAAUUAUUGCUUAUGGAGAACGAAGCCCUCAUUCAUUUUAUUUAAACAAAGCUCUCAAUGAUAGCUUUACCAGGAAGUUCAAUGGAUCCCUGGCUGUUAAUGACUUUUAUAUCUGGGCUAAUGAAAUUUUAUUACCCAACCUAUAUGGACCAUACGAAGGAUUUAUAACUGAUGGGAAUUCAAAGUUGCUUGGAAGUCCUCGCAUUCGACAGGUCAGAAUCAAACCAACUCUUUGCCCUGUGCCAACAAGAUUAGUAGAUAGUAUUCAGGAGUGUCGUGCUCCUUACUCCUAUGGUGAUGAAGAUAUGUUGGACUUUGGAAAUAAAGGGAAUUUCAGUGUAAACACAGAAUCCCUCUGGUUAGCUUCUGCCUGGCAUUACCAGAGUGAGUCACAGCUGAAAGAAUAUCCAGUUUGGGGAAAGAUCGCUCUUUACCGAGGAGGCGGCUUUGUGGCUGAGUUGGGAACAGAAAACAAAACUGCAGACAGAGUUAUUAACUACCUGAAGGAAAACACUUGGGUUGACAUGUACACCAGAGCCAUCUUUGUGGAGUUCACAGUCUACAAUGCAAAUGUAAACCUGUUCUGUGUAGUCACACUGAUGCUGGAGAUGAACGCAAUUGGUGUCUUCCUGGGCAAUAUGCAAAUGGAAAUUAUCCGCCUCUAUCACUACGUGGACCAGAAUUACUCUUCCAUCAUUGGGGCACAAGUGGUCUUCAUCAUCAUUGUUAUUUAUUACAUGGUUAAGCAGGGAAAACUCCUAAAGCAAAAAAGAAUGAAAUACUUCUGUGACAAAUGGAACUUGAUUAAUUUAGCCAUUAUCUUGUGCAGCUGCAGUGCACUUGGACUGUAUAUAAAACGGGCUGUCCUUGGAAAUCGAGUUAUGAAUGAUUACUUGAAAAAUCAGGACAGGUUUGUAAAUUUCUACGGAACUGCAAUUACAGACUCGAGUCUGGGUUAUGUGAUUGCCUUUUUGGUAUCACUGGCAACUGUUAAACUGUGGAAUCUGCUGCGUUUGAAUCCCAAGAUGCACUUGAUUACUUCUUCACUACAGAGAGCCUGGAGUAAUCUCUUGGGACUUCUGGUCAUCUUGAUGGUGUUACUUAUUGCCUAUUCCUCUGUAUGUUACCUGGUGCUUGGUUUAUACCUAUCCUCCUACAGGACUUUCAGCACUGCAGUUAUAACAAUUAUCCAUCUGCUGCUUGGAGCCUUCAACUAUAAUGAGGUAUUGCAGACUUAUCCUUUCUUGGGUGCAAUCAUCAUCAGUACCUGUGUUAUCAUCAUGACUUUCAUUCUCAUAAACAUUUUUAUUUCUGCCUUGCUCAUGUCCUUCAGUGAGGAACGACAUCACCCAAUGCCUUUGGAAGAUGAAGAAAUAAUUGACUUGUUGCUGAUGAAACUGUGCAACAUCAUUGGAAUUCAAAGAAAAGGGAAGGAAGAACCACUAUCAAAUGCUGAAGAAAUGGCAUUUGUCCAGGAAAAAUAGUCAUCACCUGCAAAAUCAGGAAGAGAGAAAUUGGAGAACUUGGUAUUAUUGUGACAUUCUGAAAGAAGAACAUGCAAUCAAAUCAGAAAGGUUUAAAAAAAUGCAGAAUAUUAUAUCGUAACAAUAAUAGAUUGAAUGUUUUAGGUUAAUUUUAGUCAUUUUUGUGUUUCAAAAGUUUUGUAAUUAAUCAGAUAAUCAUGAAGAAUUUAU